AUGUCACUGCUCCUCGAUUCCGAGAACCGGUACAUACCGACUCUCCUCGCCCUGUAUCAGGCUGCACACGCACCUGGGGCGCAGGAUGCCGAAGCCCUCUCAUUCUGGCAGCAUCUCUUUUCAAAGCAUGUCUUCAAGGAAGAGUAUUUCAUCUGCGACGCCGAAAUGAGACCAGCCCCAGGGGAUCGUCGGCGCAUCGAUCGCAGUGUCCGCUACUUGUCCACUGGAAACGAGAUCAUCGUGCUUUGCUGGCACGAAGCAAAGGGCGGCUCGACUCCUAGUGCAAUCAUGGAAUGCGAAAGCCAGGCUUUGGACGCGUGCAAGAGAGCUAUCAUUAGCCACCCAUGGCAGCCCAUGAUUUACGCAUUCACGACAACAAAGACGUCAGGGAAGGCCUAG
This is a messenger RNA of Fonsecaea nubica, 399 nucleotides long. RefSeq lists its product as hypothetical. The record is from RefSeq and is a predicted model, not a curated record. NCBI's taxonomy places the organism in Eukaryota, Fungi, Ascomycota, Eurotiomycetes, Chaetothyriales, Herpotrichiellaceae. Bases 1 to 399 code for a protein of 132 amino acids. The transcript has a single exon.